AUGGCAAAGGCAGACGCCUCGCCCACCGGGACACCACCAUCCGCCCUCAAGAGAACGACCUCAAGCGCCCAAAACAUGAAAAGCCAAAAGUCCAUUCUGGGAUUCUUCCAGAAAUCCUCCCCAGCAACGCCGUCCAGUGCUAAACCCCGCGAGCCCGCGUCCUCUCCCGCCCAACGAGCGUCGGAGCAACGUAGCGGCAGCGCAACAAAACCCAAGGAAAAGAGGAGCUUCUCGAGCUUUGCUCAGGAUUUGACCCCUGUUCCCAGUAGCGACCUCCCUAUUCCGGACGAGGAUGAAGAAAACGCAGAUGCGGCAAAGGCUGGAGACGAAACAAACCAAGAUGAAUCCGGGACUCCUUCACGCCGAUCCAAGAAGAAGCAGGUCAGCUACAAAGAGUCCGACUCCGAGGGCGAAGACGACGACGACGUGAUUUUCCGUCCCAGCCGAAAGAACGGCGCGGGAGGCCGCGCCGCAAAGCGCAGAAAGACUUCUCCGGAUAGCGAAGACGAGUUCGAAGCACCUGGAGAGGAUGACGGAUACUCAGACGACGAUAUGGAUGACUUCAUUGUCGCCGACGACUCCGAUGAGGAUGCCGCACCCGCCAAGAAGCGCAAGAGAACCGCUCCGUCGUCUGCUCGAAAGAGCUUCAACCAGUCUCCUUCCCUCCCACCCGCUCCACCGAACGACGAAGAGCUCGAUCUGGAAUUGCCUGAGGGCUCUGCGGGAACUGCCCUCCAGUGGACCUUUGACCCCGAGAACACGCAGCCUCGGCAAGAACGUGCCAACACAAAGACAUCCAAAACCCCGGCCAGUGCGAAGAAGGAGAAAGCCCAUGUCAAGGACCCCGAGGAGCGGUACCCAUGGCUCGCCAACGUCAAGGAUAUGGAUGGAAAUCCUCCUGGACACCCCGACUUCGACCCCCGCACGAUCUACAUUCCCCCUCUGGCUUGGUCGCGCUUCUCGCCUUUCGAAAAGCAAUACUGGGAAAUUAAGCAGAAAUUCUGGGAUACCGUAGUCUUUUUCAAGAAGGGAAAGUUCUACGAACUCUACGAGAACGAUGCUACUAUCGGUCACCAGCUGUUCGAUCUGAAGCUUACUGAUAGGGUGAACAUGCGCAUGGUUGGUGUCCCUGAGAUGAGCUUGUCUCACUGGGCCAACCAGUUUGUGGCCAAAGGCUACAAGAUUGCCCGUGUCGAUCAGUCCGAGUCCGCAUUGGGCAAGGAAAUGCGUGAACGCGAUGGCAAGAAGCCCGGAAAAGAAGACAAGAUCAUCAAGCGUGAACUUGCCUGUGUCCUGACUGCGGGUACUCUGGUCGAAGGCUCGAUGCUUCAGGAUGAUAUGUCGACUUAUUGUGUUGCCAUCAAGGAGGCUAUCAUGGAUGACCUCCCAGCCUUUGGUAUCGCUUUUGUCGAUACAGCUACCGGUCAAUUCUUCAUGUCGGAGUUUGUUGACGACAUCGAUAUGACCAAAUUCGAGACUUUCGUGGCGCAGAUCCGCCCUCAGGAGUUGCUACUCGAAAAGGGCUGCGUUUCGCAGAAGAUGAUGCGCAUUUUGAAAAACAAUACCGGUCCUACCACUUUGUGGAACUACCUAAAGCCCGGCAGGGAAUUCUGGGAGGCGGAUAUCACGUUGAAGGAGCUCGAUGCCAGCGAAUACUUUGUUUCUGAAGACGAUGAUAAUAUUACGGCCUGGCCGGAGACUCUGCGUCAAGCACGCGAGAAGGAGUUGCUCAUGUCUGCAUUCGGUGCUCUGACACAAUACCUGCGCCUGCUGAAGAUCGAAAGAGAUCUGAUCACCAUUGGCAACUUCACCUGGUACGAUCCGAUCAAGAAGGCCUCUAGUCUGGUGCUGGAUGGUCAAACUUUGAUCAACAUGGAAAUUUUCGCCAAUUCCUUUGAUGGCGGUGUUGACGGCACACUGUUCCAACUCCUCAACAGAUGUAUUACGCCAUUUGGCAAGCGUUUGUUCAAGCAAUGGGUCUGCCAUCCGUUGAUGGAUUCCAAGAGAAUCAACGCAAGACUUGAUGCGGUGGACUCCUUGAAUGCGGAUCCCAGUGUUCGUGACCAGUUCUCCUCACAGCUGACCAAGAUGCCGGAUCUGGAGCGCCUGAUCUCUCGUGUCCACGCGGGUAACUGCAAGGCUCAGGACUUCGUGCGUGUGCUGGAAGGCUUCGAGCAGAUUGAAUACACUAUGGGUCUUCUCAAGGAUAGCGGUUCCGGCGACGGAAUCAUCGGACAAUUGAUCACGGCCAUGCCCGACAUGAGUGAGCUGCUGGCAUACUGGAAAACUGCCUUUGACCGUCCCAAGGCGAAGGAGAAUGGCAUUCUUGUCCCAGAGCCCGGUGUCGAGAAUGAUUUCGACAACUCGCAGCAGACCAUCGAGCAGCUUCACAAGGAUCUCGAUUAUCUACUGAAGAAGGCACGCCGUGAUCUCGGCUCUACUGCCAUCUGUUACAAGGACAACGGCAAGGAGAUUUAUCAGCUCGAAGUACCCAUCAAGGUGAAGAACAUACCCAAGGACUGGGAUCAGAUGUCUGCAACCAAGCAGGUCAAACGAUAUUACUUCCCCGAGCUCCGCAGCCUCAUCCGCAAGCUUCAAGAGGCUCAGGAAACACACAGCCAGAUUGUAAAGGAGGUUGCUGGCCGAUUCCACGCUCGUUUCGACGAGCACUACGGCACUUGGCUCGCCGCUGUCCGCGUUAUCUCCCAGCUAGACUGUCUGAUCAGCCUCGCCAAGGCCUCCACAUCGCUGGGCCAGCCCAGCUGCCGCCCCGUUUUCGUAGACGACGAGCGAAGCGUCCUCGAAUUCGAAGAACUCCGUCACCCAUGCCUCCUCUCCUCAGUGGAAGACUUUAUCCCGAACGACAUCCAGCUCGGCGGCAAGCGUGCCAACAUAGACUUACUGACCGGAGCCAACGCCGCCGGAAAGUCAACCUUGCUCCGAAUGACCUGCGUCGCCGUCAUAAUGGCCCAAAUCGGCUGCUACCUCCCCUGCCAAUCGGCACGACUGACCCCAGUAGACCGAAUCAUGUCGCGCCUCGGCGCAAACGACAACAUCUUCGCAGCGCAAUCAACCUUCUUCGUCGAGCUCUCUGAGACAAAGAAGAUCCUCUCAGAAGCGACGCCACGCUCCCUCGUCAUCCUCGACGAGCUCGGCCGUGGCACCAGCUCCUACGACGGCGUCGCAGUCGCACAGGCUGUCCUACACCACAUAGCCACCCACAUUGGCGCGAUGGGCUUCUUCGCAACGCACUACCACUCCCUCGCGACGGAGUUCGAAGGUCAUCCCGAAAUCACACCCAAGCGCAUGGCCAUCCACGUUGAUGACGCCGAGCGCCGCGUGACCUUUCUCUAUAAACUCGAGGACGGCGUUGCGGAGGGUAGUUUCGGAAUGCACUGUGCUUCCAUGUGCGGGAUUUCAAAUAAGGUCAUUGAGCGUGCGGAGGUUGCGGCUAAGCAGUGGGAGCAUACGAGUCGGCUCAAGGAGAGUCUUGAGCGCCGGAAGGGUGGGGGUUACGUUGGACUUGGAUGGUGGAGUGAUGUUGCGUGGGCUUUGCGUGAGUCUACGGGCGAGAAUGAGGGUGAGGCUGAUGUAUUUGAUCGAGGCUUGGAGGUGCUACGCAAGGCUAUUGAGGCUCUUUAA
Molecule: messenger RNA, 3642 nt
Organism: Penicillium argentinense
Lineage: Eukaryota; Fungi; Ascomycota; Eurotiomycetes; Eurotiales; Aspergillaceae
Product: mismatch repair ATPase MSH6
Exons: 5
Coding region: 1-3642 (1213 amino acids)
Biological process (GO): mismatch repair
Cellular component (GO): nucleus; MutSalpha complex
Molecular function (GO): mismatched DNA binding; ATP binding; ATP-dependent DNA damage sensor activity
Source: RefSeq, a predicted model, not a curated record